Messenger RNA from Serpula lacrymans var. lacrymans S7.9, 2175 nucleotides. RefSeq lists its product as uncharacterized. The record is from RefSeq and is a predicted model, not a curated record. Gene Ontology annotation, cellular component: nucleus; cytoplasm; chromosome. The transcript has 8 exons. Bases 1 to 2175 code for a protein of 724 amino acids. Gene Ontology annotation, molecular function: 3'-5' DNA helicase activity; four-way junction helicase activity. Gene Ontology annotation, biological process: double-strand break repair via homologous recombination. Lineage: Eukaryota; Fungi; Basidiomycota; Agaricomycetes; Boletales; Serpulaceae.
AUGGCGAAAUGGCCCUCGUUCAUUCCAGGUUCAGAGCUGGGUGAAUUCGUUAGCAGGCAUAUCACAACUGUUGAUAAUGCCUACCGGUGGGGGAAAACAGCAGUCUUCUAUGGCCUGAUGAUGAUCUUGUUGUUGGGUAAUACACAGGCUGCUGAAAUAUGCUCCCUGGACAUUAAUACUGUUGCAGUCAAUAGUGACAGUGUUCAUGCAGCACGUGAACAAGGUCGUAACCUGUUGGAUGAAAUCCGUUGCUGUUUAUGGUCAAUAUCUAUUUGGAGUCCGGAAAAAUUAGAUGCAGAUGAAUCAGAUAUAGUGAUUAGGGAUCCUACCUUUCGUGAAAACCUGGUUCUUCUGGGCGUUGAUGAAGCACAUUUUGUGACUGCAUGGGGGGAAGAAUUCCGAAAGGCUUACAACCAGAUUGGGAGAAUACGAAGAAGAUUACCAGACCACAUACCCUUGGUAGCCGUUACUGCAACACUUGCUCCAGGACAACCCCAAAAGCGGCUGUGCAGCACUCUUGGAUUAAAUAAUGGCUUGUACUACUUCGAUGGCAAUCCUGUGAGCGCUCCAACAUACAUGUGUUUGACCGGUUAUCAAUUCCCCGUGAUUCUGUGGGCCUUGAAUGAGGGCUCAAAAGUCAUCAUAUACUGCAAGACCAUUGAUCAGGCCUUUCGGGUAGCGCUCUACCUGUGGAACUCAUUACCAGUUGGGACACAGUGCUUGGAAAACAUUCAGCCAAAUACAUGUGUUGUGGUUGCAACUGUUGCAUUUGGGCUGGGAAUUAAUCAAAAGAAUGUUACUGCUGUUGCCAAUCUGGGCUUACCAGAAAGCCUUGACAGCUUAGUACAGCAAAAGGGCAGAGCAGGUCAAAAUGAAGACAUUGAAGCUGUGUGCGUAACAUAUGUGGAAGUGUCAGUUGUGACAAAGAUUAAGGCCAACCUGUCAACUCUCACCGCGCAGCCUAAGGACCGGGAUACAAACAAUCCAGAAUCAUGUGGAAAAAAGAAACAGGGAAAGCCAAGAAAAGGCGGCUCAAAAAUACCUAAUAGGUCAGCGACAACAGCGAAUAAAGCAGCUCCUGGAAAACACACCUUAGGAGUUUCAAAAGAGCCAGCACUAGGAGGCGUUGAGCCUAACUUGGUUAGGUUUCUCACUGCUCACAUAACAGGUGCCUGCCUGCAAGCAACACUUAACACCAUCUACGACAACCCUGGUCCUUACUCUCUUAUGGACUGUGUCUCUGCCAAACGUCUGCAUUGCUCAUCAUGCAAUCAUCAGCCACACCCACAACUGACUGCCAGCAAACACGUUGAUCCCACAAUCACAUCAUCAGAUCCGAUAGCAGCAUCAGUUGAAUCAAACCCAAUCACAAAUGCAAUGAGGCCUCAAAUGAUCAAAGACCAUAUUGACCACGCCAAUAACGCACUUCAACGGUUUGCCCGUCAUUGUUGGUACAAAAAAAAAGGCCCACACUUUGAUAUCAUUCCCCACUCUGCUUAUUGGGAUGGAGAUAUUCUUUCACGGCUCUUGGGCCAAUUCUUGCUCAUUUGUUCCUACAAUAUACUCACACUGUUACUUGCUGAUUGGGAGUAUCUUGAAGAAGACGGGCCAGAGCUUUAUGAGCUAAUUUCCUCCCUUAACCAGCGGUAUGACAAGAGGACAUCUACUGCAAAAGUGAUAAGGAAUAAGAAAGCAGCUGAAACUCGUGCACGGAAUCAGAAAAACAAAGAUCUUUCUACCAAGCCAUCUACGUCAAAAAACAAGGAGAAUGUGGAUGUCACGACACCACCAACAUUACGCUCAUCCCACCAAAUAUUCAACCAACCCUCAUAUCCCAACUCUCCCCCUCUACCGGAAUUUAUAACUGAUUUUCCACUGCCUUUCCUUUUUGUACCUAGCCAAGCAAAUUUGCCUGGUAUACGUCCUCUACCACAAUAUUCUCAUGCCUGUUCUUUCAAGCGAAUAUCUGAAGACCAAUUGGCAUCUGGCUCUCAGGCAUUUGGAUACCUUCAGAUUCACGGUGGCCCAAUGUCUUCUAUUUACAUGUUGUCUGGAGAUUUGAUAAACCGGCCUCUCUGGGACCUCAAGAUGACCCCGCUGCGGUACAAACUUGUCAAGUUGGCUAUCAGUGGGGUUGUUCCACGCAUCGUCUGCUGCAGUGCCAUCUGGCAGUGA